GUUACUCUUGUGGCAAAAACGGGGAAGGGGAGGUUAACCACGGAAUGAUCAAGUUUGUUAUCAUACAACGUUUCCUACCAUGACGUUGCCAGGUUUUGAAUUUUUAUUUAGCAGCGUACAGUCACAACUUCGGUCACCUGAAGAUGCUGUAGUAAGUGCAGUUCACUGGAAAAUUAUUUGCUCUGGAUUCAGAUGCACAGGCGCAGGGGAAAAUCCAGGUGCACAAGGGAGCACAGAAUCUCUUCCUAAUGGAUGGAACAGCAGUGAUAUUUACAUACUUCAUUACCAACACACUAAAACAAAUAAGAGCUUUAUCUUGAAAAUUGUACCAGUAGAAGGAGUUAUUCUUCUUCAUUUUCAGAGGGAGAGUGAUGAAAAUGUGGUGUCUGUUGAACUGCAAGUUUCACAAUUUACAACCAAUGACUUUGCCAGCGCAAACACUGUAUUCCGAAACCUAGAACAGCUGAACACUAUAGUGGAAAAAUCUCUCAUUGCUCCUGCAGUAAGUGGGAAGUCACCCAUGCAGCAUGACAACAGUCAGCAGCCACCCACUACAGCAUCAAGUAGCAAAAAGAAGCACAAGUCACCGUUGUUGGUGGAGGAAGGUGGCCCAAGGCAGCCAGCUUGGGUAGGCCCUCGAAGGAUGGAUCCAUUUGCAGUUGGUGGUGAUGACCUUGAUCCACUGAGUGGGUUGGGAAUAGGAGGAAUGGGUGGAGGAGGAAUGAUCAUGGAUCCUCGCCGUAGUGGUGGGCCGCUAUUUGGACCGGAGAGAAGCCCUCCUAUGUUUGGACCAAGCAGAGGAGGGGGAAUGCAUCCUGAUGUGCUGCCUCCAGGUUCUGUUCCACCGGGAGCUAGAUUUGAUCCUUUUGGCCCACCUGGAACGAGACCUGAACCUGAUCCAGACCAUGAAAGACCUCCAGGAUUUGAUGACAUGUUCAUGUGACAAGAUCAAUAUUUCCUUAAACAUUUUAAUCUGUUUUGUGUCUGAUUAAUGUACAUUUGUUUUUGCCUGUCUUCAUGCAACUGUGUUCCUUGCAUCAUGAAAAGAACCAAGACAUAUGGAAGAUUUUGUUUUUGGACGUUAAGAAAAUGCUUUGAGAAGUUAUUAAAAUGAUGUGUCUUGACUGGAAUGGCGUAUCCAUACAUAUGUUUUUCUUUAUGUAACAGGGUAGAUGGGGUUGUUUUCCUGAUCUCACCACAAGAACCAAACACAACACUUUCAUGGGUUUCAAGUCCUUUUACUUUAACGGCAGUUGAUGGUUCUGGCUAAGGCGAAACCUCCACACACCACACACUCGCGCUCUCGCUCAGUCUAGCUCUCACUUCUUCGAGUUCCCCUCACGUUCUGACUCCUGCCCUCUUCACCCGACCUUCACGCCCAACUUCCCUUCAAAAACAUCACUGCCCCUCCAUCCAGUCACUAGUUGACCCCCUCCCGCUCUCCCUGAGUCACGGGGUUGUCACACGGUCAGUAAUUAUCCCCCACCACCAGCCUGUACCUGUCCUGUGUGCAUGUGUGUGCGUGCCAUGUUCCAUACUACAAUAUUUACAUAUGUUUUUUGUCCUCUAGACGUGUAAACCAAGACAUGUUGGCAUCAUCCUUUAUAAGCCGGUACAGUUCUUGGAAACACACAAUUUUCAUGUUAUAUUUAAACUUUAUAAAACUAUUAAAUGUUUUUACAUAAUAA
Pomacea canaliculata is the source of this 1688-nucleotide messenger RNA. Its product is annotated as proteasome inhibitor PI31 subunit-like. Bases 80 to 943 code for a protein of 287 amino acids. NCBI's taxonomy places the organism in Eukaryota, Metazoa, Mollusca, Gastropoda, Architaenioglossa, Ampullariidae. The record is from RefSeq and is a predicted model, not a curated record. The transcript has 7 exons. Gene Ontology annotation, molecular function: proteasome binding; endopeptidase inhibitor activity. Gene Ontology annotation, biological process: proteasome-mediated ubiquitin-dependent protein catabolic process.